CCAAUUCUGGUAGUCAUUCUCUAUUCACUCGGCGUCCGCCACCUCCGCAUUCGGUAUAUUCGAUUCAGUUCCCUUGAUAGAGGGUAUUUGUCACCAGUACGAGGUUCGAAGAGAGCCCGGUUCUAUCUGCCCUUUCAAUCCAAAGAGGGCUUAAAUACGGCUUUUAUCUAUCAUUUUCCAUUUGAUUUUUUUUUAUGACACUGGUUUUGCUACGACAUCCUUGGAUUUUUUAUCAACGCCAGAAGCAUUCGCAAAGUCAAUAGGAGGUGUGUGUGUGGAUGCAUUUCGACCCGUCUGUUUACUUGCUUUAACGUUAUCAUACCCCUUUUGGUAAACAAUGUUAAUCGUUUGUGCUGUUCUCCUUAUCAGAUUCUUCCAUUGCUUGGUACCUUAAGACCUCGGGCUUCGUUUGGCUUUCUUGCAGGCGCUUGGAUACCAUCUUGAAAGCCGUUGCUGUUUGGGAUAGGAUCUUAGGUACCUGCGCAGAACCGACUGUCGUUUACGCCCAAUGUCAACCAUGUCGAACUACUAUGUGGGACAGUUCGGACGUACGUUACCUGCCAUCGAUGGCCAGCCGGGUCGUCGAGAGUCCAUCACGCCAGCUAACCCGCCAGUCUCUGGAUCUCACCCAUACCAACUUCCACCACCGCGUGCUUCGGCACCUUUGCAGUUAGGAACUGAUCCCUUCUUGCAUCAGCGAAAUCAGGGAGAGGGAGCCGAUUCUGGUGGGGCACUUUCGAGGCCCUCUCCAGGUCAUCAGCAGACUCCAAACAAACAGCUCCCAUCCGUUAGCCAGUUGUUGACUCCCACUGUGCAUGAAAGCCGACCACCAUCACCCUAUCAUCCCCAUGCAUUCAACUAUGCGCCUCAUAAUGGAGCGACAGAUCCCACGCAUCGGUAUCGUCCUAAGGAGACAGGCCCUGUCUUCGCGACGCCCCGGAGUGACAUCCACGAGAGCGCCAAAUUCCAUUCUGAUCCUAGUCCACAGCUGCAGCCGGGGACCUUGCCCCGCCUCGCUCACAUGUCGCCCCAUGGUUUAGGACAUGAGCCUCACUUUAGCUCUGCAAGCCAAGGCAGCCCUUCUAUUCCACCUUUCGCACCCCCUUCUUAUUCCCCCCAGGGCUUCAGAUCUCAUGAACGGGAUCCAGGAGAUGUGGCUGGCUCAGAGACCUCGGAUUCUGGUAGUGCGACAGCAAACAAGUCCCAGUCCAAUGUCCGACCUCAUGUCAUCGAUGAAAAGUAUAUCGAUGGGGAGGGUUUAUGCUAUAUAUACGCUGAUGGCUCUCAUUGUCCGAAGAUCGUCGAUGGUGUUCCGGUGAACGCCAACUGGGGGAUCACCAAGGCUGGAAAGCCGAGAAAGCGGCUGGCACAGGCGUGUCUAACAUGCAGGGAAAAGAAGAUCAAAUGCCAACCAAACCUUCCUAAAUGCGACCAGUGCCAGAAAUCCGGGCGAGAGUGUAGGUUUGAGAGCGCGCCUCGCGGCCAUCGUGCAGCACUGAAGGCUUCGCAACUGCUAAACCGAUAUGAAAUAAGAGAUGGUUUCACUACGGGUCACAACUAUCCGGGAUCUUCUAGUUCGUUUUACUCGAUGGUUCGGGCAUCGGAGAGCUCAACCUCCCUUCCGGGAACCAGUUCACAGUCACCGGUAUCUGAAGGCGCUGUGCUUACUCCUUCCGCCAUGGAGGGUGUUCAGGAGAAUACGCUAGAAGCCGAGCAUCAACGCAGGCUGCGUGUACAGAGCUUGAGCCGGGUCUCCAUGGGGCCUGAGGAAUUCAGCAAACGCCCUGCCGUCCAUGUAUCGCCGGAUUACAACGAGAUAUUGAUGGAGAUGAAAGAUUUAGAUCAUCAAGAUCCCAUCGCAUGCGACUGGAGCAUCGAUCCAUACGAAGCCGAUCCCGAAUUGACAAUCCAUUAUGUUGAAACCUAUUUUAGCUACAUCAAUGAUCGCUUGUAUUACAUGCUUCCCCGGAAACGUUUCCUUCUGUGGUUGAGGUCAUGCCAUACGAAAUCAUUGGACGAUAAUAUGCUUCUUUAUUCGAUGAUGGCGUUGGGUGCGGUGUUUUCAGAUCGUCCAGAUCGAGUGAUGGCACUAAAAAGGUAUUCGCGCACUGCCCGAUAUGCAGUGGAGCGCAGCCAACAUAGUCUCACGUUGCAACUUGCGCAAAGCCGUAUUAUCAUGUGUCUCUGGUUUUACGCUAUCGGUGCACUCGUGAAGUCGUGGGAUGCAGCAGGUGCAGCCGUCCGAACCGUGUGCGGGUUACGAUAUAAUGUUGAGUCAGGUGGAGUAAUCGUAGACCAAAGCCAACAAACUUGUGAAUACGGUCUACACCCUCAAGCGUUGAUUGAGUGCCGCCGGAGGACAUUCUGGAUUGCAUUUAUGAUGGAUCGCCUGUCCUCCUUCUACACACCCUCCUCGACCUUUAUUUCCUCCCAAUCCGCCUACCUCAGACUCCCUUGCCGAGAAGAAGUCUACGAAGCCCAACAAUAUACUACCGUGCCUUAUUUCCAAAAUUUCUUGAACCAGACACCGGUGUCGCCAGAGGAUGAGCUCUCUGGCAUAAGUGCCAUGGCGCUUUUGAUAGACGUCAUGGCCAUCUGGGGAGAUGUGUCUGAUCAUGUAUUCCGACUAUCAUUGAUACCCGCGGAUGCAUAUCGCAAGCUCUUCGAAGAAUUUCAUUCCUCCAUCGUCCGGCGGUCGGACGAGUUGAUCUCGAAACUUCCAGAUCAUCUUACCUUCACGGCAGUAAAUAUGGAGCGAAGUAUUCGGACAAAGAAGGCAGACACAUUCGUGGAGAUUCACUUGCUGUAUCAUGCAACCUUGAUGAAGCUCAAUCGACAUGCUCGUCACCGUAGCCUGCCUGAAGCAACAAUCGACUGGCACGUACAUACAACUCGGAAUCACGCGGCCGAGAUUCUCCGGAUAUCUCUUACUCUUAUGCGCUAUGCUGCCGAGUACGAACCGUCGCGACUUGCCAUGGAGCCGACCACGGCCAAAGGCACGAUUCUUAGUCCUUACCUAGGCUACGUGAUAGUCUCUGCGGUCGACGUCCUCAGUGCGGGUGGGUUAAUGGUUGAUAUCCCCGAGACCAUCACUCUCAUUCGGGGUGGUCUGGAAACAUUGAAGGAACUGAGCCGUUUCUGGGCUGGAUCUGUGCCUUUAGUAUCAUUGGUCGAAACACGUCUAGACGUGAUGCUAGAGCAUCGCCAUCACCCGAUGAUGUCGGAAGGCAAGGUUGCUUUCAUGGUAACCGGCCCGUCUCUGGAUAGUCAGGUCCGCAGCGGUACCCAAAAGCAAGAACCACCAUCCAACGAAGAUCUCAUGUACGGUGGCUUGCCCCGUGAACGGUUCUUUGCCGCCGUGGGCGCCGGAAAUGUUCCAUUCCUGGAAGAAAAUAUUCUCUGGAUCAGAGAUACCAGUUGAAUAAAAAGGCAUUGCAUUGCAGAGCUACUUUCCCAUAUAAUGUUGGCGAUCUGCUACGAUUUCUACCCUUUAUCCUUUCCCUCAUUUGUUCUCUGAAUCCUUGCAUGGCGCGGUUUACCAAAAUGGGCUAAGAUAAUUUAUUACCGUAUACCCUGGAGGCUGGUCUCUUUCUUCUGCUACCCUUUAGCCCUUGCGCUGUUUGAAUUUUCUGCUCCGUUUGAUUGAAGGCUGGAGUAUGCCUGUUGACGGAGUAAAUGCGGAUCCAUUGUGUGUGGUCCCGUAUGACAUGAAUGAUACGCUAGAUGCAUUGACAUGGACGUGUAUAUUAGCGAGACAUGGUUGAUCUAAGCAUGCUUUGAAUUGAGUUUUCUUAGAGACUUUUGACCUAUGAAUUUUUAUUCUAUCAUGA
Aspergillus pseudotamarii is the source of this 3830-nucleotide messenger RNA. RefSeq lists its product as uncharacterized. The transcript is spliced from 3 exons. Lineage: Eukaryota; Fungi; Ascomycota; Eurotiomycetes; Eurotiales; Aspergillaceae. Gene Ontology annotation, biological process: DNA-templated transcription; regulation of DNA-templated transcription. Gene Ontology annotation, cellular component: nucleus. Bases 509 to 3421 code for a protein of 970 amino acids. The record is from RefSeq and is a predicted model, not a curated record. Gene Ontology annotation, molecular function: zinc ion binding; DNA-binding transcription factor activity, RNA polymerase II-specific; DNA binding.